Messenger RNA from Carassius gibelio (silver crucian carp), 1641 nucleotides. RefSeq names its product AKT-interacting protein. Lineage: Eukaryota; Metazoa; Chordata; Actinopteri; Cypriniformes; Cyprinidae. The record is from RefSeq and is a predicted model, not a curated record. The transcript has 10 exons. The coding region runs from base 201 to 986 and encodes 261 amino acids.
GGUUUGACAUGAUUAACAGGAAAUGCACCAAUAGAAUGUAAGCCAAUGACAGACCGCAAGCACAUUCCGUUCAGUGCGUCAACGGGGAGGGUGGAUACAUGUUUUAAAAAUCAUGCGAAAUGUCUUGAGUUCAGCACGCAAAUUCUUCAGAUGCCACCAAAAAGUGAACAAGCAUACACCGAUCCAGAGCUCAAUCAGUAAUGAACCCAUUUUGGAGCAUGUCGACAAACGCUGGUCGUAAGAGAUCUGACGGUGAGGAGCAGGGUGGACCAACGGAGCAGAGAUACAGUCCAGCUCGUUCUCCAUUUGGUAAAAAACAGCUUCCCUCCAUCCCAAAGACUGUCAUCCCGAUCACUAAAGCCGCCUCGCCGGCCUCCUCUACACAGUCUGCCAAUGGCACACAUGCCUCGUAUGGCCCUUUCUAUCUGGAGUACUCGCUGCUUGCAGAAUUCACAUUGGUGAUCAAGCAGAAGCUCCCUGGCAUCUACGUUCAGCCUUCAUACAGAUCAGCACUAAUGUGGUUUGGUGUGAUUUUCAUCCGACAUGGCUUGUACCAAGAUGGUGUGUUUAAGUUCACCGUCUACAUUCCUGAUAACUACCCAGAUGGAGACUGUCCUAGGGUCAUUUUUGACACCCCGGUUUUCCACCCCCUAGUGGACCCGGUCUCUGGCGAGCUGGAUGUGAGAAGAGCUUUCACCAAAUGGAGGCGAAACCAUAACCAUAUCUGGCAGGUCCUUAUGUACGCCCGCACAAUCUUCUAUAAGAUCAACACCAUGGAUCCGCUCAACCCAGAGGCUGCAGUCCUGUAUGACAAAGACAUCCAGCUCUUCAAAAGCAAAGUGGUAGACUGUGUCAAGCUAUGCAAUAGUCACCUGUUUGAUCAGCCCAAGUUUGAUGAUCCUUACGCAAUAAGCUUCUCUCCGUGGAAUCCAGCAGUGCAUGAAGAGGCCAAAGAGAAGAUGUUUGCACAUAAAGUGAGUGUGUGACGCUCUCCUGACUGCUCCCCACAAUCAACGGCGGCCGGAGGAUUAUAGCAAAGCACUGCCAGUGUCUGGGCUGUCCUGGGUGAAGCCUGGUUCCACUCAGCCUUUCAGCAAAGAGGACAACCCCCUUCAGACGUGAACCUUCAACGCUGUCUGUCCAGCAGGAGGGGCACUAGGCUACUGUGGCUCCAACGAACCACAAAUAUAGAAUUUAUGCAGUUCUAUGAACUUUAUCUUUAUUCGGAAAACCCUCGCUCAUCUUUAAAUGAAAACUGCUAUAAUGUUCCCAGUAUAGAUCUAAAGACCCCACUCGUUCAUUUCAGUGCUGAGGUUUGAACGCUCAGGCGGAGAGAUUAUUCUAGUCAGUAGUUACUUGCACAUGUUAAUGUUUUCAGGCACAACAAACCACCUCACUUAUUUGUGUUGGUCUUUCUUUUCUAAUUGACAAACUUGGUUUUCUCACUAAUAAUUUGACAUAUUUAAUACAUUUUCCCUUUAUUUUCCUUUCCCUACAAAACUUGGUUAUAUUUGCAGACUGGGACAGAGCGCUGUUUUUUGUGUCUUGAUGUAUUUGGGUUGAGAAUUUUUUUUUUUUUAAUAUAUAAAAUCCUGUGUAUGAUGUGGUUUUAAUGUAAAAUACAGAGCAAGACAAAAACUA